AUGUGCGGGGGCAUGUGCUACCCGAUUUACGCUCCUGCGCCUCGCCCUGCGGGCUUGAUUAAACCUGACGACACCAGCCUCGACGCUGCUGCCCGUCGGUACCGUGAACGACCCGAACGCGUUGCAUCCGAACGCGAUACAUUGGAUGGCUGUGCCUCGGACACUUCUACUCUGACUUCCCUGUCCUUCAAGGAAUGUGACUCUACGCAGGUCUUUACGAAGGACAACAAGAUCACAACUGUUGAAGGGAGAAUGAAGUCAAAUCGCUCCUUCCAUGAUAGAUGGCUUGAUUUCAAACGCAAGCACUUGCCCUGA
Messenger RNA from Penicillium diatomitis, 315 nucleotides. RefSeq lists its product as uncharacterized. The record is from RefSeq and is a predicted model, not a curated record. The coding region runs from base 1 to 315 and encodes 104 amino acids. Lineage: Eukaryota; Fungi; Ascomycota; Eurotiomycetes; Eurotiales; Aspergillaceae. The transcript has a single exon.